Phytophthora sojae is the source of this 2607-nucleotide messenger RNA. RefSeq lists its product as hypothetical. Gene Ontology annotation, biological process: metal ion transport; transmembrane transport. Lineage: Eukaryota; Oomycota; Peronosporomycetes; Peronosporales; Peronosporaceae. The record is from RefSeq and is a predicted model, not a curated record. Gene Ontology annotation, molecular function: metal ion transmembrane transporter activity; oxidoreductase activity; copper ion binding. Gene Ontology annotation, cellular component: membrane. The transcript is spliced from 3 exons. The coding region runs from base 1 to 2607 and encodes 868 amino acids.
AUGAGGGCGCUGGCCUCGAUUGCAUUGCUCUCUUUGACGUCCUCCCAAGCGCUGACAAACUUAAAGACCGACUGGGACGCCUACACCAGUGCCCUCGUGAUCCCCGAUGUGAUCGACAUGACGAGCGGCGGCCACAUCGACAUGCAGAUCGGUCGCGCUGCGCACAAUUGGACAGAGGACGGCUCCGUCUCCGGGGACAUUUACGGCUACGCGCUCAAGAACGCCACCCCGACGUUUCCGGGCCCAACGAUCAAGGUGGCUCGAGGCGUCCCCAUUUCCGUCACAUGCAUCGCCAUCGCCGAGUCUCAUUGCUAUCCGUACUGCGGCGUGCCAACUGUUGUUCAUGUUCACGGCCUCGAGUCACCCGCCAAGUACGAUGGGUUGCCACUGCGUACGAUCUACAACAACCAGUCGCAGAAGUUCGUGUACCUCAACAACCAGUCUGCCUCGACCAAGCUCUAUCAUGACCACGCAAACGGGCUCACUCGGCUCAAUGCGUGGGCUGGGCUCAUGGGGGUUUACGUGAUUCAAGAUGCCGACGCAGAUGCUGCGAUCAACGUGGACGUGGAGACCGAUAUUCCCAUCAUGAUCGCAGAUCGGCUCAUCAACGAAACCGGAGCGCUAAUGUACUCGGACGACAAUUGCCAAACGGGCAUCACGCGGUGGGUACCCGAGUCGUUCGGAGCUGUGAACACUGUGAACGGUAUUGUCAUGCCCUACGUCGACGUUCCGCCAGCUGAAGUUCGUCUGCGCAUCACGAACGGUGCCAAUGCUCGGCACUACAACUUGACGCUGCCCUUUGCCGGUCAGUGCAAGGUUAUUGCCAAGGAUUCCGGCUUCGUGCAGCAGCCCGAAGAUCUGCCGACACAUUUGUUAAUCUAUCCCUUCGAGCGAGUGGAGUUGUUUUGCGAUUUCUCAAGUGACGUUGACGGCACCACCUACGACAUUGUAGAUAUCCCGACAGUGGCUGUCAGUACAACUUACGACCCGCGUGUCAUGCAAUUCCGCGUGUCGGAAGAGCUCAAGACUGACACGAUGACGACACGCACCUUGCCAUCCACCCUAGUCCAGCGAAAAGAUCUCAAGAAGCUGUAUCAAGAGCUUGGAGGGAAGAAUCGAUCGAUCAUCUUGGGUGAGAUGGACGUGUCUACGAACUGCCCGACCAAGAGCUUGAUCCGAUAUCGUGGCAUCGAAAUCAACUCGACCACCAUCAAGAAUACCCUCGACUGCACGAAAGGCAAGGUCGAGAAGUGGCACUUUCAGAACCCGACCGACGACCCGCACCCUUUUCACUGGCACGUGGUGAAUGCUCAGUGCGGCGCCAACGACGACGAAGUGGACACUAACGCGCUGAAGGACGUGGUGGUGAUUCCAAAUGCAGGAUCCAGCCGUGCCUCAACCACCGUGACCCAAAUAUGCUAUGUGGCGUGUACUCCGGACGAGUUUCUUGUUGAAGGCAGCGAGCGAGCCAUAUGCCACAUCUUGGAGCACGAAGAGAACAACAUGUUGAGUUUGUUCCAGCUCACUGACGGUGACGACGAUGCCCCGAAUGACGAUGGAUCGACUUCCACUACAAAUGAAAUCACCACAGCGGCCAUCGUGUCUGCAAUGGGUAUGAGCGUGCUUGGAGCUGUCGCGACCUCGAUGUCGAUACUCGUCAUCUCCGUGGAGAAACUCAUGUUCCUCGGCAAUCCGCGCUCACUUUCUGUCGCCUUCUCGCUGUCUGCCGGUGUCAUGAUCUUCAUCGCCUUUGCCGACUUGUGGAUGGAAGCUGUCACGUACUACAAAGCUGCAUUCACAACGGGUGGCAGUGCCGACCCUGAAGCGUACGAGACCGGUACUACUUCUGGUAGCACGGGUACGUGUGGGAACACCUGUGCGGGCAAUGCAUGGCUUGCUACAAUGGGCGCUUUUCUUCUCGGAAUGGCAUGCAUCCUUCCUGUGGAGUAUAUCGUGCACAUGACGGUGGAGAAGAAAGGAUCGUACUGGGACCAGCAGAACGAGAAGGAAGACGAAGUUGCGGUGGCUAGCGCUAACACGUCACCCUGUGUCAUGGGGUCGCGCCGCGAGAUGAAUCUGCUUGAGACGGGUUCUGAUGAUGAAGCGAAACUCUUAGCGGUUGCGCAACAGCAAAAGGAGCAGUAUCGACGAGCUGGCAUGAUGACAAGCAUUGCCAUCGCAAUUCACAACUUUCCAGAGGGGUUGGCACUCUUCGUGUCAUCGCUGCAGGGGAUGGAAACUGGGAUAAUUCUCUCCAUCGGAAUCAUCUUACACAAUUUGCCGGAGGGAGUGGCAAUCGCUGCCCCUGUCUACUACGCCACGGGUAGUAAGUUACAGGCAUUCAAGUGGACUGCUAUCAGUGGUGUUGCCCAGCCCCUUGGUGCUGCUGUCGGAUGGGCUGCUGUGUCCGGCGGUCUGAGCUACGCACUCCAAGCCUCACUAUAUGCUGUAGUGGCAGGCAUGUUGGUUUGCAUUGCUGCCAAGGAGCUGCUGCCGGGAGCGUAUCGAUUUGACCCCAAGGGCAAGUACUUCGUACUGUCCUUCUUUGUUGGCAUCUCGAUCAUCGCGUCCAGUCUGGUGCUUAUCCAUUACGCCGGAUCAGACUAA